This is a messenger RNA of Lolium rigidum, 942 nucleotides long. RefSeq lists its product as uncharacterized. The coding region runs from base 1 to 942 and encodes 313 amino acids. Lineage: Eukaryota; Viridiplantae; Streptophyta; Magnoliopsida; Poales; Poaceae. The record is from RefSeq and is a predicted model, not a curated record. The transcript has a single exon.
AUGCAUCCUCACCAGCUGCAGAUGCCACCAACGGCGCCGACGCCCCGCGCCAGGCCCAAGCGUGCCACGGCGCCCCUCGACGCGGCCGCGAGAGCCCGCCUCGCCGCCCUCCCCAGAACCGCCGACGACAGUAGCGGCAGCGAGCACGACGCGGCGCCCGCACUCUCCAGCCUCGUCAACGAGUACCUCCUCGAGGCGGACGCCACCGUCGGGUCUUCCACCGUCCUCGCCGCGGAAGCCUCCUCCGAUCCGGACGACGAUCCCGACGGCACCAACAGCUCGCCGACGGCGGCGGCAGACGCGCUCGAGGAGAUCAAAGCCAACCUCGAUCCAGACGACGAGCUACGCCGCCGGCUCGUCUUCGCCGUGGCGGACGCCAUGCGCGGGCUGGACGACCUGCGGCCGAACCAGUCGGCGUUCCGGCGCGCCGUGAUGUCCCGCCUGCGUGAGCGCGGCCACGACGCCGGACUGUGCAAGGCGAGGUGGGACAAGUCGGAUGUCAUGGCCGCCGGGAGCCACGAGUACAUCGACGUCGUCGUGGUCACCGCUGGCGAGAGCGAAACGAGGUACGUCGUGGACGUCAGCUUCGCGGCCGGCUUCGAGGUCGCGAGGCCAACGGUAGAGUACGAGGCGGUCCGGGCGGCGCUGCCGGAGGUGAUGGUCGCGCGGCCUGAGCACCUCAAGCGGGUCGUCAAGCUCGCGGCGUCGGCGGCACGGCGCUCGCUCAAGCGCAGCAGCCUCAGCGUGCCGCCCUGGAGGAAGAGGCGGUUCAUGAUGGCGAAAUGGCUGGGGCCCUACAAGCGGACGGUUAACUCCGUGCCGGCGUCGGCGGGUACGGCAUUGGCAAGCAGUGGCAUGGCGGGGAUCUGCCGGACUAUUGUUGGCUUCUUGCCGCCGCCUGCGGUGGUGGGGACAUCGUCGCCGGACCGGCUUUGGGGUUGA